GGCUCGGGGUGCCGGGGCUCCCGGUGUGGGGAAGCGGAAAGGCUCGGGGUGCCGAGGCUCCCGGUGGGGGGAAGCGGAAAGGCUCGGCGUGCCGAGGCUCCCGGUGCCCGGCCCGCCCUGUGGGGAAGAGGAAGGGCUCGGGGUACCGAGGCUCCCGGUGUGGGGAAGCGGAAAGGCUCGGGGUGCCGGGGCUCCCGGUGCCCGCUCCGUCCCGUGGGGAAGCGGAAGGGUUCGGGUGCCCGCUCCGCCCUGAGGAGGAGCAGAAGGGUUCGGGCUGCCGGGGCUCCCGGUGCCCGCUCCGCCCUGUGGAGGAGCAGAAAGGCUCGGGGUGCCCAGGCUCCCGGUGCCCGCUCCGCCCUGAGGAGAAGGAGAAAGGCUCGGGGGGCCGGGGCUCCCGGUGCCCGCUCCGCCCCGUGGGGAAGCGGAAGGGUUCGGGUGCCCGCUCCGCCCUGAGGAGGAGCAGAAGGGUUCGGGCUGCCGGGGCUCCCGGUGCCCGCUCCGCCCCGUGGGGAAGCGGAAGGGCUCGCGGUGCCGGGGCCGCCCCCCUCCCGCUGCCAUGGCGCGGCCGCCCCGCCGCGGCUGAGGGAGCCGCCAUGGCCGCGGCGCUGCGGGCCGCGCUCUGCGGCGGGCUGCUGCUCUGCGUUUCUGGAAUGGUCCCAGAGCCCCAGAACGUGAGAAUUACUUCAGUCAAUCUUCACAGCACCUUGCAGUGGGAUGCACCAAGGUUCCCCAGAGGGAACCUCACCUACACUGUCCGGUCCAAGAGCAUCUACUACCCUGGGGACACCUACGAGACGCUGAGGACGGGGCUGAGGCUGCCCUGGUGUGACGUGUCCUCGCUGUCGCCCUACGGCAGCUACGUGCUGCAGCUGCGGGCCGAGGCAGGAGAGCUGCACUCCCCCUGGGUCACCCUCACCUUCAAGCCCAUGGAUGACACCAGCAUUGGCCCCCCUGAGGUGAGGCUGAAGUCCGAGUCCGGGGCCCUGCACGUGGAUGUCUCGGGGCCCUUUGCGGAGCACGAGCAGGACAGGUGGCCCCUGAGGCUCUACUACGGCUCCUGGAGGUACAGGAUCCUCUACUGGAAGAAGGGCAGCAGAGACACAGAGCUGGCCUCUGCUUCCUGGGUAGCUCAGGUGGACACCAGGCACAGCUCAGAGAUCCUGGCCCAGCUGGAGCCAUGGACAGUUUAUUGUGUGCGAGUGCAGGCGCUGAUUCCCGAGUGGAACAAGGCAGGGCAGCUGAGCAGGGAGCUCUGUGAGCAGACAACCCACAACGGUGUAACCCCUGUGUGGAUAAUCGUGACUGUUCUGGUGGGGUCCAUGCUGGUCGUGGGCACAGCUGCCAUCGUUUGUUUCUUCUCCAGUUUCUAUCUGUACAGACUCUCCAAACAUGUUUUCUGCCCAUCCUACAUUUUCCCACAACACUUGAAAGAGACUGAGAAAGAUCCGUUAUCACCUGGCAAAAUGUCAUUUGCUACGAUUCAUCAUCAUCCUAGAAAAGUAUUAUUGAAUAAGUGGGAUGCAGAGCAAGGCUCUUCCCUUGAGAUUGUGGUGCUGUGAAAAAAGAGCUGCUUUACAGGAGGAACUGUGAAUAACCCACAGGACCACUUGUGAGCAAUGUACUGGAAAUAUCCCUUCCCUGGGGACUGGAGUUCCUGAAAUUUGCUGUGCAUUCCCUCAAGCCAUUACUGCAGACACUGAGGGCAUGGAAUGAUGAUGGCAACACAAAGACAGAAGAGAAGCCCCUGGGGAAGCCUGAGAGAGGAAAUCCUCGCUCCAGCAUCACCGAUGAGCAUCACCAACCCCAGGAUUGCCCACUGGAGAAAGCACCAAAGAAUCUGACCAACAACUUCCAGUUUUUCCAUUUUCCCAUCAACUCUGCCAGCAGUCACUCAACUCUCCUCUCUAAUUUCCAUUCCCUCCUCUCUGCUCCUCUGGUUCUGUGGCAGUUUUUCAAAGCACGUUACAGUUCCUCAGAGAGCGACUUGGUUUUCCCAUCUGGGUGAGUGUCCUGACAAGAGGAUUUGCAGUGGGUUGGAUCUUCAGCUGUGCUGACCCAAGGGUGAAACUGGGGUCUGGAACUCCCCUGAACAGGGCAGAACUCACUGAUCACUGGGAAAUUCCAGCCUGGAGAGGAGAAGCUCCAGGGAGAGCUCAGAGCCCCUGGCAGGGCCUGAAGGGGCUCCAGGAGAGCUGCAGAGGGACUGGGGACAAGGCCUGCAGGGACAGGAGCCAGGGAAUGGCUCCCAGUGCCAGAGGGCAGGGCUGGAUGGGAGAUUGGGAAUUGGGAAUUGUUCCCUGGCAGGGUGGGCAGGGGCUGGGAUGGAAUUGCCAGAGCAGCUGGGGCUGCCCCUGGAUCCCUGGCAGUGCCCAAGGCCAGGUUGGACACUGGGGCUGGAGCAGCCUGGCACAGUGGGAGGUGUCCCUGCCAUGGCAGGGUGACACUGGGUGGGAUUUAAGGUCCUUCCAACCCAAACCUGUCUGGGAUUCUAAAUAUUCUCCAUGAAGAUGGAACUUGCAGAUGUGUUCAAAAUUACACAUUUUGAAGGCACCACAGGCUGUAAGAAGAGGUUUUUGCCAGGCUUUCCUCAUUCUUCCAGCCUGGUCGAUGCCACCUAGGACACUUCUGUCCUUCCAAGCCUAUUCCCAGGACCAUCAUGGCUGGAAGAGCCCUUUGGAAUCACCCAGUCCCACCUCAGCACCAGCAUCACCCCAAACCCUGUCCCCAAGGGCCACAUCCAGGCCUCUGGGACACUUCCAGAGACAGUGACUCCAAACCUCCCUGGGCAAACCAUUCCAAUGCCUGACCCAAAAGAACAUCCUUCCUGCUCUUCAGCACUGCUGAGGCCUUGUGGAGAGCUGUGAGCAGGGCUGGGGAGUCAGGAGGAGGACAAGGAACAGAGAGGAGGUGUCAUUAUGUGGCCUGGGGAAAGAAGUCUGAUGGCAGGGUAAUGAGAGGGUUAAAAAAUGGGAAAGGCUUCUGAGUGCUGGGAAUGACUCACCUGUGCUCUGUGUCCCUGAGGGAGCUGAAAGCAGUUACAGGACUGCAAUAAAACUGAGACAAGGAAAGUUUUCUAAUGCUGAAACAAAAAUAAACCCCAGAGGUGAUACUGCCUGAGAAGGGGGAUAUUACAAAAAUCCGUUGGGAAGGGGUAGACAGAUCCAAUCCCUCCUUGGGCUCCCUGGGGUCCUUCCUUCCUGGACCACUGCUCCUACACUUUUCACACAAGAUGAAAUGCUCUAUUUGCCCCUUUCAUUCUGUUCCAGAGCUGACAUGAGAAGAAACCACCAAAUUGUGUCUCCUUUGUCUGUCAGCCAACAAAAAUAAACCCAGCAGAGCCCAAACUCCA
Molecule: messenger RNA, 3349 nt
Organism: Vidua macroura (Pin-tailed whydah)
Lineage: Eukaryota; Metazoa; Chordata; Aves; Passeriformes; Viduidae
Gene: IL10RB
Product: interleukin 10 receptor subunit beta
Exons: 8
Coding region: 594-1559 (321 amino acids)
Biological process (GO): blood coagulation
Cellular component (GO): membrane
Molecular function (GO): interleukin-10 receptor activity; protein binding
Source: RefSeq, a predicted model, not a curated record